GACAGCAGCAGCAUCAGCCACACAGUGUGUGACGCUCGUCUUCUAAGUGAAAAAGUGUUAAUCUUUCUCGAAGCUUGUUCCUAUCACGCAUCAUAUCAACCCAGAGAUCGUUCCAAAGAUGCCUUCCGAAUUUGAGGAUGUGCUAACAAAUCAACCCGUAGUGAUCGAUAAUGGAUCAGGUACGAUAAAAGCAGGUUUUGCAGGAAGUAAUAUUCCAAAAUCUUAUUUUCCAAAUUUCGUUGGAAGGGCAAAACAUCAACGUGUGAUGGCAGGUGGAACGGAUAUAGAUAUUUUGAUGGGUAAACAAGCACAAGAAUUAAGAGGUUUGCUAAAGAUACGAUACCCCAUGGAACAUGGAAUCGUGACUGAUUGGGAAGAUAUGGAAAGAAUUUGGCAAUAUGUUUAUGCGGAGGAAUUGAAAACGUUACCUGAAGAACAUCCCGUCCUACUAACAGAAGCACCUCUAAAUCCACGACAAAAUAGAGAGACGGCAGCACAGAUCUUCUUCGAAACGUUCAAUGUUCCAGCAUUCUUUACGAGUAUACAAGCAGUUCUCAGUCUAUACUCUUCCGGACGGACAACAGGAAUGGUUCUUGAUUCAGGUGAUGGUGUAACACAUGCUGUUCCGGUGUACGAAGGAUUCAGUAUGCCAAUGGCCAUUCGCAGAAUAGACGUGGCAGGAAGAGAUGUGACAGAUGCGCUACAGACACAUUUACGUAAAGCGGGAUAUAACUUACAUACAAGUGCAGAAAAGGAAGUCGUUCGAACAAUCAAAGAGAAAUGCUGCUUCUUAUCAAUGAAUCCAGCAAAAGAAGAACAGAUGAUCAAGGAAAUGGAAGAAUUCAGAUUACCCGAUGGAAAUUCGAUCAAGCUAGGUGCAGAACGAUUUAGAGCGCCAGAAAUUUUGUUCAAUCCUGAAUUACACGGAUUGGAAUAUCCGGGAAUACCGCAAAUCAUCGUUGAUUCGAUCUCGAGAGCAGAUUUGGAUAUGCGACAGGGCUUAUAUCAGAGUAUCGUCUUGAGCGGUGGAACGACAUUGAUGAAAGGAUUUGGAGAUCGUUUGCUUUAUGAGACUAAGCGACUUGUUAGAGCAGGUGAUGAAUUGAAGAUCAAGAUUUGGGCCCCACCAGAACGGAAAUACUCUACUUGGAUCGGAGGAAGUAUUUUGGCCGGUUUGAAUACGUUCAAAAAGAUGUGGGUUUCUGCGGAAGAGUACAAUGAAGAUCCAAACAUCAUUCACAAGAAGACUUUUUGAGCUCACGCAAACACACCAGCUGGCAACUUAAAUCGUCGUUUACCUAAUAUUUUGUACACUGAUAUAUCCAACUUCAGGCAAUGCAAUUUCAUCAUUGCGCUAUCACUAC
Messenger RNA from Meira miltonrushii, 1364 nucleotides. RefSeq names its product actin-related protein. The coding region runs from base 119 to 1255 and encodes 378 amino acids. The transcript has 4 exons. The record is from RefSeq and is a predicted model, not a curated record. Lineage: Eukaryota; Fungi; Basidiomycota; Exobasidiomycetes; Exobasidiales; Brachybasidiaceae.